AUGGCGGUCGUCCUGGAUGCCUUGGCACCCUACAUGAAGAAGUUGAUCGCUGACAUGGCUGAAGAAGAGGUGCGUGUGCUGUUGGACAUCUCCGGCGAGAUCAAGAAGCUGGAGGGAAACAUGGAAAGCCUCAAGGACUUCCUUGCUGAUGCUGAGAGGAGGCGCAUCACCGACCAGAGCGUGCAAGGAUGGGUGGGGAAGCUCAAGGACACCAUGUACGACACCACAGACAUCCUAGACCUGUGUCAACUCGAGGCGAACAAGAGAAGGGAGUCUAAUUGCGGCAGCAUGGAGGAGAAGGUGCCUGGUUGCUUCAAGCCAUUGCUCUUCUGCCUGUGGAAUCCUGUGUUCGCACACAAGAUUGCCCACUAA
Molecule: messenger RNA, 372 nt
Organism: Phragmites australis (common reed)
Lineage: Eukaryota; Viridiplantae; Streptophyta; Magnoliopsida; Poales; Poaceae
Product: putative disease resistance protein At1g50180
Exons: 2
Coding region: 1-372 (123 amino acids)
Source: RefSeq, a predicted model, not a curated record